AUGGCCGAUCAGGAGGACUAUUCUCGGCUUCCCGUCGAAGAAAAAAUCGUGCAUAAAGUAUGGAAAGUCAGGUUGGAAGGAUACACUGCUCUUAUUGAGCAGUUUGACAAUUCGAGAGACUGCAAUGAUUCUGUUUUUGCGCCGUUCAACCAGAGGCCAGAGUCGCUUAAGGCCAUAGUUACCGAUUCCAACGUUGUUGCGCAGGAAACGGGAAUCCUCGUGCUCUGUAAAUUCUUGGAACUUGGUGGAACAGCAACUAACGUGCUGAGAUUGAAAGCAGCAGGCAUCAUCAAUGCCCUUUGUGAAAAGGGUUUAUCGUCUAGUCGAGCAGGAACAAAGACAAAAUCCGUGGAGGCGCUUCUAUCUUUCGUGGAGCUUUUCAAUUCUGCGGAGCCUGUUUUGGAAGUAGUGUCUCCAUACUAUGAAAACCGAUUACCCAAGUUGGUAGCGGGCUGUGUUAAUGCUGUGUAUCAAAUGGUGGAAAACUUUGGCUGUUCUGUGGUUCCGGCAAAGUUGGUUAUUCCUAGUUUGGCCAAGCUUUUUGGCCAUGCUGAUCGGAAUGUUAGGGCUGAAACAACUAAAUUGACUGUGGAGUUGUACAAGUGGCUAGGCGAAGGGCUCACCACUCUUUUAUUUCCCAACCUUAAACCUGUUCAGCAACGUGACUUGACUGCAGAAUUCGAAAAGGUGAAGGGUGAAAAGCCCGAACAGAAACGAUUAACAAGGUCUCAGCAGCAAGAACUUGCUACAAAACAGAAUGAACCCGAAGGAGCUGAAGACAUUGAAAUGGCUGAUGCAAAAGAGGACGAAAACGUGCCUUUCGAUCCAUAUCUGAUGAUGGAUCCAGUGGAAGUUCUUUCAAAAUUGCCUGCAGAUUUGAAUGCAAGAAUGGCUUCUGCCAAGUGGAAAGACAGGAAGGAAGCCUUGGAUGAAGUAUACGAAGUUCUUUCCAAGGCACCAAAACUAGUGGAAGCCGACUACAGCGAUCUUGUGAGGAUUUUUGCAAAGUGCAUGAAGGAUGCCAACAUUCAGGUCGUUCAGCUAGCUGCAAACGGUGUUGAAUUUUUAUCCAAAGGUUUGAAAGAAGGCUUCCACAAGUAUCAGCAUUUGGUUGUUGGUCCGAUGAUCGAGCGGACAAAAGAAAAAAAACCUGCCGUUGCCGAAGCUUUGGCUAAUGCUUUGGAUUCCAUCUACGAGAAUUCCUCACUAGGUGAUGUUUUAGACGACAUCCUCGUUGGCAUGAAGCACAAGACACCCCAAGUGAAAAUAUCAUCCACAAAUUAUCUUCAGAGAUGUCUUGCUUCAGCCAAAGUCCCGCCAAAAAAUGUGCAAAUAGACUCUAUCAUGGAAAUCGGUGUUAAACUCUUGAGUGAUUCUCAGGAGCCAAUUAGACAAGCUGCUACAGAAAUGAUUGGAACGCUUAUGAAAAUUACAAGUGAAAGGGAACUUAAAGCAUUCUUAGACAAGGUUGAUGACAACAGAAAGGCAAAAGUGCACGAGGCCUACGAGAAAGCAGAGGUCAAGUGCAAAGCAACAAAUGUCGCUAGAGCAUCUACAGCUAGUAACUCUGCCAAACCCUCUUCGCGAACUGUUAGCUUGCAGGGCCCCACUCCUUCUCUUAAGAAAAGAAGCGAACCGCCAUCCAUUCCUAGCAAGAGAAGUGCUACUUCUCCCGCAAAAGGAGGAGCUGCCAACACUAAAAUUGCGUCGUCGGUCCGUAGCUUCACUGGAAGACAGCUUAUUUCGCCAUCUACAAGAGGUCCACAAGUGCCAGAUGCCCCUGUGCCUACAGUUGGCUCGGCUGAAAGAGAAGAACUUGAAAAACUCCGGAAAGAAGUCGCCAGUUUACGAGCAGAAAACGAACAGCUUCAGAAAGUGCAGUUUUCUCUUACUGAAGAGCAGUUAAGGCUGAAGCAAGAAGCCGAGCAGCUCCGUGCACAAAUGGAACAGUCGCAGAAGGAAUCUGUAACCAGUAAUUUAAUGGUGAAACAAAAAGAUACUCAAAUUCUCCGGUUGAACAGCGACUUGGAAAAUGCCAAGUUGAAAAUUAAAAGUUUGGAGCAAACAGUGGAGAUGUUAAAGCUCCAGCAAAGUACACUGCAAACUGACCCAUUGCUUCAGUCUCUUGAUUCGGAGAGAAUCCCGUCUUAUCGGUCACCCGAGAGAAGAGAAAUACCCCGGAUUACACUGAGUGAGCUUAGUUCCCGGGUAAAUCGUCUUUCCAUUGAUGGCAAAUUUGGUCAUGAAGUGCCAGAUCUUGCCCCAACUUCUGAGCUUGCUUCACCUACUUUCCGAUCUCCACGAAACCCGGCCAGCUUGCAUACUACAGUAGAGAGAGAGACAGGUUCCGAGGAAGAGAACUGGAAAAAAGCUGCAGAGGUUACUGCACAACUCAAAGCUCGAAUUGAAAAAAUGAAGCAGAGAAACAGACUUUCUUUGAACCGAUGA
Molecule: messenger RNA, 2448 nt
Organism: Clavispora lusitaniae ATCC 42720
Lineage: Eukaryota; Fungi; Ascomycota; Pichiomycetes; Serinales; Metschnikowiaceae
Biological process (GO): mitotic spindle organization; establishment or maintenance of microtubule cytoskeleton polarity; microtubule polymerization
Cellular component (GO): microtubule plus-end; kinetochore; spindle pole
Molecular function (GO): microtubule plus end polymerase activity; microtubule plus-end binding
Source: RefSeq, a predicted model, not a curated record